Cucurbita pepo subsp. pepo (vegetable marrow) is the source of this 1101-nucleotide messenger RNA. NCBI's taxonomy places the organism in Eukaryota, Viridiplantae, Streptophyta, Magnoliopsida, Cucurbitales, Cucurbitaceae. The record is from RefSeq and is a predicted model, not a curated record.
AUGACGAAUGCGAAGCCCACUAGCCUUCAAAUCUCAGUUCCCGCCAGCGCCCUUUAUCCAUGGUCUCUGCAAGCAAUCCGCCGCGAUGACGGGAUGAACUACGGUGCCUAUGGCCGCUUCAUCCAGCUCGCACCGACUUCCUCUUCGUCCGCCUCGGCAACUGCUUCUCGCUCGUCUUGUUCUAUGUUCUGUCGCUCCCGAGAAUUUCCUCGGAUCGAAGAAUGCCUGCGAGAGAUAUUGUCUUGGAAUGCGAUGGUGGCUGAGUGCUCUCAGGGUUGGUUUUAUGGGGAGUGCAAGGAACUGUAUAAAGCGAUGUUGAGUUUAGUGGAGUUGAGGCCUAAUGCAUUGACUGCAGUCAUUGUUUUACAAGCUUGUGCUCAGUUAAACUAUCUCAUUCUUGGAAUGGAAUGCGGUAGCUUGGAUUAUGUUUGGGAGUUGUUUGAAGAAAUGCCUGAGAAGGAUGAGGUUACCUAUGGUGCGAUGAUAUCGGACUACAUGGUCCAUGAGCAACCAAUAAGCUGGAGUUGUAGAUAUAUUUCGAGCAAUGCAGUGCAUGGUUGCAGACCAAAUACUGUAACCCUUGCGAGCGUUCUUCCCAUCUUCUCACAUUUUUCAACUCUAAAAGAUGGGAAAGAAAUUCAUGCUUAUGCCGUUAGAAACUGUUACGAUGGGAAUGUUUGUGUUGUCACUGCUAUCAUUGAUUCCUAUGCUAAGUCUGGCUACUUCCACAGGGCACGACUGGUUUGUGAUCAAUUUAAAGGGGAGUUAGAUGAAGCCUGGAAGAUAUUUAACGUCUUGUUACCCGAGUAUGGAAUUCAACCACUAGUCGAGCACUAUGCUUGCAUGGUAGGAGUUCUUAGUCCAGCAGAAAAGCUUUCCGAUGCUGUUGACUUUAUUUCUAAAAUGCCAAUUGAACCCACUACAAAAGUUUGGGGUGCUUUGCUCAAUGGGGCUUCUGUUGCUGGUGAUGUUGAGCUUGGAAAGUGCGUUUUUGAUAGUCUGCUUGAACCGAGCCUGAAAAUACAGGUAACUAUAUCAUCAUGGAUAACUUAUAUUCACAGUUUGGAAGGUGGAAAAAAGCUGGCUAGGAUAGGUAUUUGA